Molecule: messenger RNA, 891 nt
Organism: Acanthamoeba castellanii str. Neff
Lineage: Eukaryota; Discosea; Longamoebia; Acanthamoebidae
Exons: 5
Coding region: 1-891 (296 amino acids)
Source: RefSeq, a predicted model, not a curated record
AUGGAGCGACGGACACGAUGCCACCUUGCGCUCUUGCCCUGUCUUCUCCUCGUCGUGCUCGCCUCGCUUGUGGCGGCGAGCGAGGUCACCUCGCCAGUAGCGCCGGCGGGGUUCGAUCACACUUUAUGGACACGCGUCCUCCAAUCCUACGCCUCCACUGCCAAGAUCGAUGGCAUACAGGAGACGGUGGUGGACUACGAGACCUUGCGUCGGCGAGCCGACCCCGACUUCGCCAACUACCUCGACAAGCUGGCCGACUUUGACCCCGCCACGCUGUCCGGCUCGCGAGAGGAGACGCUGGCCUUCUGGCUCAAUGCGUACAAUGCGUUCGCCGUGCGUCAGGUGGUGAACAACCCGUGCCGCGUGGUGUUCGGCAAGUUCUGCUGGCCCGCCCGGAGCAUCCGCGCGCUCGGCGGGCUUGGCCAGAAAAACUGGGACGUGGCGGUGGGUAAGAUCGGCAACAGGGACUACACCCUGCGUCAGAUUCAGGCGGUGGUCGGGAGCCUCAACGACUCGCGGGCGUGGUCGUGCAUGGUGAGCGCGUGCGUGUCGUGUCCCUCGCUCCUCAACACCGCCUACCUCCCGCAGACGCUCGACGCGCAGAUGAACCUCUCCGCCGCCCUAUACCUCAAUGACACCGGCAAGGGGCUCUCGCUGGACAGGAACAGCCUCUCGCUGAAGCUGUCGCCCAUCUUUGAGUGGAAUCGGGACGCGAUCGCGCGGCAGCACGGCAGCGUGAUCAACUACAUACUGGCCUACAUGGACACCAGCCCGGCGACCAAGCUCUUCAUCGCGACCAACGCCGAUCGGCUCAAGGUGUCCUACUUCGACUACAAGUGGGAGCUCAACAGCUUCGAGAACUCCCUGCUUCGGUCGCCCUCCUUCUGGUGA